AUGGCGCCCCUCGGUGAGACAAUCGCUGUAAUCGACAAGUCUGGCAAGGUUGUGAGCACGAGCAAACAAUUGUUCGGAGUCUUCAACCAUGCCAAGGCUGCCUAUCGUGAGCGCAAAGCGCAUUUCGACCUGGAACGUAGCGCGAAGCUAGCAGAGCAACAAGCCCUUGCGGGCAUCGCAACAUACCAAAUAGAUGACUCGCCAUCCGUGGCCGGAUCCCAGCGAAGUCGAGCAACCAGGUCCCGACAUCCCUCAGGCCGUAGCCGCCGGCCCUCUUCGCGAUACGAACAAGACUUGCUUUCCUCUGCCCGCGGAUACCAAGACUUUCAGGAUGUACCACUAAAUGCCCCCACACGUCGGCAUACCCAUCACGAUCUAACCACCCGCGAGCCCGAGCGCCCUCUCACCAGCCGAUCUAAAUCCGAUGCCAAUAUCGACAUGGACCUGGCCUAUGGAGAUGCACACCCUAAGGCCCUCGCCAAGUACAGCCCUCAACCCGAUAAUGGGGAUAAUCAGAAACAAUUGGAUGGGUUGGUGGACCGGGCCAAAUGGCUCUUGGAAGAGGCGCACUGUGUCCAGCAUAGUGCUACACAAACAAUGAGCCAUCUUCAAAAGAACCCCGAUGCCAUGGCAGCUGUUGCCUUGACACUGGCAGAGAUCAGCAAGGUUGCCAGUAAUCUGGCGCCGUCUGCCUUGGCUGCAUUCAAGACCGCGGCGCCAACAAUUUUUGCGCUCCUUUCCAGCCCUCAGUUCCUGAUUGCCGCUGGUGUCGGCCUCAGCGCAACAGUGGUUAUGUUCGGCGGUUAUAAGAUCAUCAAACAAAUGACGGGUGAGAAACAGGAACCUGUGAUCGAGCGAGUCCCGAGUGACAUGGGCAUGGAUGACCUCAUGGAGCUCAAUGUCGAGGAACUCAGCCAUGUGGAGAUGUGGCGACGUGGUGUGGCAGACGUGGAAGCCGUCAGCUACGGAACCUCUGUGGACGGCGAGUUCAUCACACCCACUGCCGCGGCUAUGUCGGGUAUCGAUGUGACCACCGCCCGCCUGGAAAAGGACCCCCGGUUCAAGUUCAGUGACGAUGCCUCGAUGGCAUCUUCGCGCCGCUCUCGUCGGUCUCGUUCCACUCGCGCGCAUACCCAGGCCCCUCCCGCAAGUACGUGGUCCAAAAAAGAACCAAAGUCUACCGCGAGGAGAGAGUCUUCUAGGCCUCCCACCAAAGCCCCUACGAAGGCUCCCAGCCAAGCGCCUAGUAGGGCGCCAAGCCGAAGUCAUGCCCCAAGCAGACCCCCUUCCAAGACAUCUUCCAAGGCUGGCUCUGUGAUAUACGAGGAGAGGCGUCCCAAGGAAAAAAGGAAAGGCCCAAGUCGAUUGCGCCUUCUAUUCACUGCUUGA
Messenger RNA from Penicillium chermesinum, 1389 nucleotides. RefSeq lists its product as uncharacterized. The coding region runs from base 1 to 1389 and encodes 462 amino acids. The record is from RefSeq and is a predicted model, not a curated record. NCBI's taxonomy places the organism in Eukaryota, Fungi, Ascomycota, Eurotiomycetes, Eurotiales, Aspergillaceae. The transcript is spliced from 2 exons.